Molecule: messenger RNA, 425 nt
Organism: Scutellospora calospora
Lineage: Eukaryota; Fungi; Glomeromycota; Glomeromycetes; Diversisporales; Gigasporaceae
Source: the annotation of a GenBank genome assembly
AUGCCGUUUGAAGAAAUUCAAGGAGAUCUAUUCGUCGACCCAGAUCCGACAGAUGCUUUAGCACAUUGUGUUUCAAAAGAUCUUCGUAUGGGCAAGGGUAUUGCAAAAAUUUUCAAAGAUAAGUUCAAUGGUUUCAACAAACUCAAACAACAAGAUAAAAAAGUUGGAGAAGUCGCAUAUCUUUUUCAUGAUAAACGAUAUAUCUUUUACUUAAUCACCAAACCUACUGCGUGGGAUAAACCGACUCAAGAAGACUUUAAAAAAUCUUUGGCGGAAUUAAGAAGGUUAUGUGAAGAAUUUAAAGUUACCGGGUUGAGUAUUCCUCGUAUUGGAACAGGUUUGGACUGCUUAGAUCUCGAUUUCGUUCGUGAAAGUGUUUGUAAUGCAUUUGAAGGAAGUGAUAUCAAAGUCACCAUGUAUUAUUU